Molecule: messenger RNA, 1118 nt
Organism: Passer domesticus (house sparrow)
Lineage: Eukaryota; Metazoa; Chordata; Aves; Passeriformes; Passeridae
Gene: PCLAF
Product: PCNA clamp associated factor
Exons: 4
Coding region: 376-759 (127 amino acids)
Biological process (GO): regulation of cell cycle; translesion synthesis
Cellular component (GO): nucleus
Molecular function (GO): chromatin binding
Source: RefSeq, a predicted model, not a curated record
ACACCCUCCCUUCCUUUCCCUUCCCCCCGGGAACGCGGCCGCGGAGCGACCGUUCCGGGACCGGUUCAUAGGGUCUGGGAAUGGCUUGGGUUGGACAAGACAAGUAAAUUCCAUCUUAUCCCAUUCUAUUCCAUUCCAUUCCAACCCCGCGCCAUGGGCAGCGACCCCUCCCGCUAGACCAGGUUAUGCCAAGCCCCGUUCAACGCGGCCUUGAACAGUUCCAGAGAUGGGGCAGCCACGGACGCUCUGCAUAACCCGUGCCAGCGCCUCGCUGCCCUCACAGGGAAUUUCUUCCCAAUAUCCCGCCGGGGCAGAGGAGAGCGGGAAGAGAGCGGGACGAGGGCGGCCCCGCGCUCCAUUGGCGGGCCGUGGCCAAUGGCGCUGCCGGGGCGGGGCCGGGCCGGGCAGUGCCGGGCCGGGAUGGCGCGGACCAAGGUGGAUCAGCGUGGACGAGCCUUCCGCAAGGUGCUGGUCGCCCGCGCUCCCCGCAAGGCUCUGGGCUCCGGCUCCAGCAGCAGCAGCAGCGUCAGCGCGGGGCCGCCGCUGCCCGGCCGGAGAGGUGCCAGGCGCCCUGCGGGGCUGAACCGGGUCUGUGUGAGGCCGGUGCCCGCCUGGCAGAGGGGCAUCAGCGACUUCCUGAAGCUCCCGUCCCAGGAGAGCCGCGCACCCGACGGAGACGCGCCCGGCACCAGCGGCCUGGAAGCUCGGCCCCUCCCACUGGAUCCUGCUGAAGAGGGAGAGUGUUUGGAGGAAGAGUAGAUGUGAUCUCACCUCGAUUUUCGUGUUAAAAUGCUCCUCCUACUCGAGCUGGGUUUUGUACAUUUGCAUAGCUCUUUACAGUUUUUUGUGGCUUCCUUUCAGCUUUUGUACGAGACUAAAAGUUUGAGAGCUGGCACGAACACUGGCACUUAAUUUUUACUCAAUGAACUUAAUGUUCAUUGUAAACCACUGGUUUAAUUUUUAUCUUGGUUUGCUUGAGUUCCUCCUGUAUGUUGUGCAGCUUUUGUCUUUAAUCUUCUGCCUGCAUUGUGUUUGUGCAAGAAUUGCAUGAUCGUGGUUGUUCCGUUACUGCAAAGCAGAUCCUCGUUUUUUUAAUAAACUGAAGCCUUUUGAGCACA